This is a messenger RNA of Triticum aestivum (bread wheat), 5914 nucleotides long. Its product is annotated as subtilisin-like protease. Gene Ontology annotation, biological process: proteolysis. The record is from RefSeq and is a predicted model, not a curated record. The transcript has 3 exons. Lineage: Eukaryota; Viridiplantae; Streptophyta; Magnoliopsida; Poales; Poaceae. Gene Ontology annotation, molecular function: serine-type endopeptidase activity. Bases 1932 to 4145 code for a protein of 737 amino acids.
UCUCAACGUCGUCGAGCCUGCCGUUGAUACUGCGGGGGGAUGUUAGAGUAGUCAUUAUGGUAUACGACUUCUAGUCCAAGUCAGUUUUGUACCCCUACCCCAAGUCGGUUUGUACCCUCUUAUAUACUCUUGUAUGCCGCACCAAAUCAUCAACAAGCAACAGUUUUAUUCAGCUUUCACCGUGGCCUAUGAACGAUGCUGCGUUGGUUUGCUAAACCAGCACAGACGGAAUACCCAACUCCGGCCCCAUGCCCAACUUGAAGCUCAUCAGCGUCGUUGGCCACGUCGUUGGCCAACCACUGGCACCAUGUUUGCAAGUGCACGGGUGCGUGCGUGGCCGAUCGACACCAUGUUUGCGAUUUCGGUAAAAUAGCCUUCCACCCUACUAUGCUCAGCCUCCGUCGCCUGCCUGACAGAGGCUGUCAACCUGCUCUUUCCCCAUCUCUCGUCCAGCCACGCCCCCACACCUUGCAGACAUACUCGCGGUUGGUGUACUGAUCGGCACGUCGGAUGCCAGGUUGGGCGGCGUCUUCGUUGAAGAGGGAUCCCAGGGCGCGUUGGUGUACAUGCACGGGUGCUCCACGGAUUCGCCGAGGUGCCGAGGCUAUAGCCUAACCGUCGUGUACCUCGCAUUUCGCCGUGCACGGCGGCAUCGCUCUGUAUUCUGAACACCACAAAUGAGUUUCGCAACGCUGGAGGGGACGUAGAUUGCGGCGACGGCCGGGGCACGGCAUAGCCUCCAUGAAAGCUCGCCGCUUGCAGGAGGUUCAGGGAUCGGAGAAGUGCUCUCCAUCGCGCACUAGGCAGAUGAGGUACACGCCAGGGGAAUCGGGUGUCCGAGCUUUCCAGGAGGCGGCGGCGCGCAAGCUGCUGAGGUGCGAGCCGACCUCGUAGUCAUCUCGGAGCAUGUCAAAAAGAUGAGCUCGUCCGGGUGCAGCGCACAACCAUACUGCUCGACGCAGAGUGGGGCGUCGCACGGGAGGAGCUCGAGCUGGGCGGUCUUCCACCUUGACGUGGACGGCACGGUGUGAUGUGAAGAAAUGCGGUGGAGAAGUAGAGGCUGUUGACAGAAGAGAGCUGAGCAGUCAAGUGGUACAUCACCGCGGGCUCCAUCAUCCAUGGCUGGUCGGCAUAUACGCGCCAGCCGGUGCUCAGGUUCAUUCAUCGAGUGCGGAGAGGGAUGAUAAGGAUGAGCAUGCCACGUGAGCAAGUCAACGGUUAGGACCAGUCAACGUAUACCACAUCAGCGAAAUACGUCGGAUACAGUAGAGUGCCACAUUUACGCAAUCUCAGUGACCGUAUUCUGACACUUCGUGAAUACAGUUACCAAAGUGAACCCUAAGACCAAGUUCAGGUACUAUUGAUGUAAUUUACUCUACACGAUACCUUAGCUUUCUGUCUCUACCACUCCCCUGAUGUGAUUAGAUACAUGAUACAAAGAUUAUUCGGUGGAACUCUGGCGUCCCGCAGUGCAGGAAGCGUUUUCGUUUGGAAUCUUUUACCCAGCCACCCCACAGACGACACGACCCUCUCCCUAGCCAUGUAGCUCAAGGACGAACCAGACCGAACAAUCUGAUUUGACUCACGUCACGUAUAGGCACAGGAGCAUCUAGGGCGUGCGUGCAAGGUUCAGCACGCAGCAUUUAACGUUGAGGCCCCGAAGCCAUUCUUGUGCUCUUCCCAUCUUUCUUUCUCUCACAAAUCCAACCGAGGUAGAGUGAGCGAAAGAGGAAGAAGCAUUUGCUGCUCUGCGCCGUGCCGUGCCCUCCUUCCGGUCGAGGAAGAUCCUGUGCGCAGCCGCCGCCACCAUCCGGUUGUCCUCUCCCUCUCGGUUCCUUCCACCACCACCACCACCUCUCCUCCUCACACACCAAGCUCACGCACAUUGGCGUCGCCCCCCCCAGCUUCCUUUGGGAAUCGCAGCUCCAGCCAUGGCAUCCUUCGCCAACCUCCUGAUCUCACUUUUCUCGCUCACCCUCACGCUCCUGCAUGCUCCUGCACCUGCGGUAUGCGACGACCUAGGUGCAGGCCUCUCUCCAAGCCAUCGCACAUACAUUGUGCUGCUGAGGCCACCCGUCGACGCCGGCAGCGAGGACGACCACCGCUGGUGGCAGGAUUCUUUCCUGCCAACGCCUCUCGCCGGCUCCCAUGAGCCACGCCUCAUCCAUACCUACACCGAGGUCUUCACGGGGUUUGCCGUGAGGCUCACCGAAGCCGACCUCGCCAUGGUGUCCCAGAGGAAAGAGUUUGUGCGGGCGUUUCCAGACCAUCUCUGGCGCCCCAGCACUACUCACACUCCCAAGUUUCUCGGACUGGAGAAAGAUGCCGGGCUGUGGAGGGACACCAACUAUGGCGAAGGAGUCAUAAUCGGUGUAGUCGACACCGGCAUCUAUGCGGGGCAUCCUUCCUUUGAUGACAGUGGCAUCCCGCCACCUCCAUCAAAGUGGAAGGGUUCAUGCCAUGGUACUGCUGCUGCCCAUUGCAAUAACAAAUUGAUUGGUGCCAAGUUCAUCACCGUCAAUGACUCUGGAGAUGUCAUAGGGCAUGGGACACAUACCUCGUCCACGGCUGCUGGGAACUUUGUCAGUGGUGCCUCGGCACAGGGUCUCGGCAGGGGCACAGCAGCCGGGACUGCUCCACGUGCACAUCUGGCCAUGUACAGCAUGUGUACGCUUCGUGGGUGUGACUCCGUUGACAUCAUUGCGGGGAUAGACGAAGCUAUCAAGGAUGGGGUUGAUGUGCUCUCACUCUCCCUUGCCCCUAUUUAUGAUGUUGAGUUCAGUGCAGACCCGGUAGCCAUUGGUGCACUCAGUGCAGUAGCAAAGGGCAUCGUUGUUGUGGCUGCAGCUGGGAAUAAUGGACCCAAAUCGUUUCUUGCAAAUUCUGCACCAUGGUUGCUCACAGUUGCAGCUGGCUCAGUGGACCGAAGCUUCGAGACUGUUGUGCAGCUUGGGAACGGCAAUCACAUCAAUGGAGAGGCUUUUAACCAGAUUACAAACUCAAGCUCCAAGCCCAAAUCUUUUCCUCUGCAUUUGAACAAGCAUUGCAAGUCAUUGCCUGGAAGAAAUGUGGCCGGCAAAAUUGUGAUUUGCCAUAGCACAGGACCAAUGAAUGACACUGGGCCAUCAAUCAACAAGACCGACAUCAGUGCCAUCAUUAGUGCCGGGGCGGCUGGUGUAGUGCUAAUAAACAGGAAAGCUGCCGGUUUCACCACCCUUCUCGAGGACUAUGGCAAUGUGGUGCAGGUGACUCUGGCUAAUGGCAACAAUAUCACAGAGUAUGUGAGGACGACAAGCAAAGCCAGUGCCAAAGUCAUAUACAAGAACACUGUGCUUGGCGUCCGUCCAUCUCCCACGGUCGCGGCAUUCUCAUCCCGCGGUCCCGGCACGUUCAGCCCCGGUGUGCUAAAGCCAGAUAUAUUGGCACCUGGGCUCAACGUCAUUGCUGCAUGGCCACCACUCACCAUGCUUGGAUCUGGGCCAUUCCACAUUAAAUCAGGGACGUCCAUGUCGACUCCACAUGUCAGUGGUGUCGCUGCGCUUGUCAAGAGCUGCCAUCCUGACUGGUCUGCUGCUGCUAUCAAGUCAGCCAUCCUCACCACUGCUGACAUCAUGGACAGCACAGGUGGCCCGAUCUUGGACGAGCAGCAUCAGAGGGCAACCGCGUACGCCAUGGGUGCUGGCCAUGUCAACCCUACAAAAGCAGUUGAUCCAGGCCUUGUGUAUGACCUUGGCAUUACUGAAUAUGCCGGCUACAUAUGUGCUCUACUUGGUGAUCAGGACUUGGCAUUCAUUACGCGUGACCCGAGGUUGUCCUGCAAAAUGCUUCCCAAGAUACCUGAAGCACAACUCAACUACCCUACCAUAACGGUGCCACUCAAGACAAGGCCGUUCACAGUGCACAGAACUGCGACAAACAUGGGCCCAUCAAAUUCCAUAUACACACUGAAGAUGGAGAUUCCCAAAUCUCUUACAGUGCGAGUCUACCCAGAGACGCUGGUGUUAUCCAAGGCUGGACAAAAGAUUAGAUAUAGUCUGACGGUGAGCAGCUCUGACAGUGAGAGCUCAAACUUCAUGGAGGGAAGUUUGAGCUGGGUCUCAGUGACCCAUGUUGUGCGCAGUCCGAUCGUUGUCGCACUUUUGUAAGCGGGAAGAGUAUGUGUGCCAUGUGCGAUGUUCUAGAGAAAUGACUGUCUUUUAACUAGUAGGAUUUCCAUGUGUGGAAACUAAUUGAAGUUUGGAUGUGGAGCAUCCAUUGCUCUGUCGCAAAACUGACCACACAUACACUGCCAGUUUGUGAUGUAUCCAUUCUCUAUAACUCUGUUACUUUGAAAAAGAAAAUGAUUUGGUAUCAUAUCAUUUGGUUCAUCAGGUUUGCUUACAUCUACAUGGAAACACACAACACUAUGUUGUUUGGAUACUGAAAUGUGUGUUUUGAAACCAAAUUUUUUAUGCUUCAUAUUAUUUAUGCAUUCAACUAUGUGGACAUGUUCUUAGCUGCAAAUAUUCUGAUGAGGGAUGUGCCUAACAAAAAUGGUUGUGUUUAACUGAAUUAGAUGCAGAUAAGAUCCGAAAGGUUUUGACAUUUGUGUUUAUUUUACGCCCAUAUGCUCCGAAGUUACCUUAAUCAUGCCCCAACAUCGUAUAACAUACAGUGAGUUAUAUUAUACCUUUAUUGUGCUGCAGAAUUAAUGCCAUGGUUUUGUUAGAAUUUGUGUCCCUGUAUUUUCCUAGGAAGAUGCUAUUUAUCUUGGUAAAUUUGGAGUGAUUGUGUAACUUUGUUUAGAUAUGUCAGAUAUACAGUUAAGAAACUGCAUUAUUAUUUAUUUUCUGUGAACAUGAAGACUUGCGUUACCAGUUUUGUUUCGAUGAUAUGUAACUUUUAUAAGUUAUGUUUUGUUGUGCAGGUAGACACAUUCAGAUUUUAGAAAUAUUAUUCAAGUGCUUGUUCUUGCUAGUGACACUGAGGAAUAUGGAGUGGCAUGCACGACCACAAAUGGUAUUUCAAGCAGUUUUUUCAUGUUAUGGUCUCCCACCCAAGUAACAAAAUUGGGAAAACCCUAGUCGUAAUCCCAAAUAGAUAUUGCAUUCUUGAUUGGCAACAGAACAGCAUCCCCAAACCAUUCUGAAAUUCUUGUCUUCACCUUUUUCCUUUAGUUUAUUUGGUGCGAUGCUGCUAAGGUGUUCCGCAACUAACUGUAAUUGUUAAAGACACAGUUCUAUUCUUCCUUGAGUUAUUCCAUACCUUAAUAAUCUCAGGUUUGCCAUUUGGACCUUUCUAUGAAACCCCUUCUCUAACAGGUGCAUGCACCAUUAUUUCAUCGAUAAUCAUUUUCAUUUUGCAACAAUGUUUACACCAAAUGGUGCUGCAGAUGGAUAAAGUGAUAUCACAUGCUCACGCUACCCUAGGAACACUUAUGUCACAACAAUCAAUAAUUGGUGGCAUUACUAUGAAGAUAAGCAACAUUAGCAGAUUAAUCAUAUGAUUGUGACAUCGACAAAACAAAAAUGCCAACACGAUGAUCAUUGGUCAGUAAUUGUUGAUACCAAUUGAUCCCAACUCAAAGUGCCUAUCAGAUGACCAUUCCUCAGCCACCAGACAAGUUCUGUUUGCUCCUGGUUUUAUAUGUCUGCAAAACGGCAUAUGCGGCAAUCGGGAACCCUACCAAGUCAAUUGUACGCAACAAGGCUGUGUUACUGCCUGCAAAAAAGCGGGCUGCGGAGGUGGGAUUUGCCAUAAAGAUGGUAGUUGCAACUGCCUCUAGAUGAGGCUGCCAAGUCCUCUCUAAUUUGUAGUAAGAAAACGAUCCAGAAUAAGCUUAGGAAAAUAAGAGCAUUAUGAGUUUUCUUCAGUUCCUGGAAUAAGUGAAAUAUAUGCUGAUUCUUUAUUUUUCACGUGCUCUUACGAGAACUCC